UACAUUAUUUCUACGUAGCUUAGGACAAACAGAACUCAACUUCUUUUAAUUCCAAACCAAACUAGAGGUUGUCACUUGUCAGCAUAACAUAACAACGUGUGCAAAGGUGCAAACUUGUGGAAUGGGGCAAACAGGAAAUUGCAUGGGAAACACACCCACAACACAUAACACACAUAGAUCACAAAACAAUGACUCUAAGCUCCAAUCUUUCUCUCUCUAUGUUUCCCGUUCACACUGCCGUUUCUUCAAAGUCCUUACUUUUUACCCAGUCAGCACAUUUAUUCACAAUUCUCCUCUAUAUAUUUAUCUUGAAGAGGAAAUGGUUGAUUGGUAUCAGGGUUAGAAUAGAUAGUGGAGUUCUUUUCUUUCAGUUCUUUUGACAAACAGAGUUGUCAAGAGACAUGGCUAGUUCCGGAAAAGAUGAGGAACCAAUGCUGUCAGACACUCAUCUAAAGCAAUCAAAUGAACCUGUUAAUUCUAAAUUCCAAAAUCCUGCACCUAGGACACGUAGCAUAUCAAUUUCUAUUCCCAUGUUCUCGAUGGAACCACGCGAAAGAGUAAGUGAUAUUAGGGGACACACAGGUCCCCUACGGAGUCAGAGAAAAAUCCCACUUGAUCAGAUGAGUGGUCCAUUGUAUGUUUCCAAUAAAUCUGGAGCUCUCUUCCGGGCAGGGAAGCAACCAGCAGAAACCAAGACAGAAAACUUUCCUUCGUUUAGUGUCGGCAUGGCUGAAAGUGAUUUGCAAAACAACUAUAAUGGUAAAAAUGAACAUUUAGCAAAGUCUGGUCAACUGGGAAUGUGCAAUGAUCCAUAUUGCACGACUUGCCCGACUUACUUCAAGGCCACUCAACAAAGGAAUUCAAAAGCUUCGGGUAUAUUCAGUCCGAAGUUUCACAAUUCCCUUUAUGGGGAUGCCAAGUGUUGGGCAAGAAGACUUUCUGCUUUCUUGAUUCCUUAUGUACCUCGGGUUAUGAAUCCUCAUACAAAACUUGUUCAACAAUGGAAUAAGUUUUUUGCAAUUUGUUGCUUGUUGGCAAUUUUUGUGGAUCCAUUAUUUUUCUUUUUGCUCUCUGUGCAGAAGGAACAUAAAUGUAUUGUUAUGAACACACCAAUGACAACUUUGCUUGUUUUUCUUAGAAGCAUGAACGAUUUUGUAUACCUCAUAAACAUUAUUCUUCAGUUUCGGUUGGCUUAUGUAGCUCCGGAGUCUAGGGUGGUUGGUGCUGGGGAAUUAGUUGACCAUCCUAAGAAAAUUGCUCUUCAUUACCUUCAAACAUAUUUUUUUCUUGACUUAUUAGUUGUAAUUCCACUUCCUCAGAUAAUCAUAUUGUUUGUAAUACCACAAAACUUGGGAUCAUCAGGAGCAAAUUAUGCAAAGAAUCUUUUGCGAGCUGUUAUCCUUGUUCAGUAUAUUCCCAGAUUGUGUAGGUUUCUACCAAUGCUAAUUUCUCCAACCGGAUUCAUAUUUGAGUCAGCAUGGGCAAAUUUCUUUAUAAAUCUUCUCACCUUUAUGCUCUCUGGUCAUGUUGUUGGGUCAUGGUGGUACCUCUUUGCUUUGCAGAGGGUUAAUCAAUGUUUACGAGAUGCCUGCAAGAAAUCUGAUAUUCUUGAAUGCAACAGAUUCAUUGACUGUGGUCAUGAACAUGCUGAAAAAUAUCGAAAUAAAAUGAAUUGGAAGUAUUGGAUGAAUGACACUAAUUCAUCAGCUUGUUUUACCGAAGAUGGUUUUCCUUACGGGAUUUAUCUUAAAGGUGUCAACCUUACUGCAGAACAUAAUGUGAUCACUAGAUAUGUAUAUUCAUCGUUUUGGGGAUUCCAGCAAAUUAGUACUCUGGCUGGCAAUUUGACCCCAAGCUACUUUGUUUGGGAAGUCCUUUUCACCAUGGCCAUCAUAGGAUUGGGACUCUUGCUUUUUGCUCUUCUCAUUGGAAACAUACAAAACUUUCUUCAGGCUCUGGGACGCAGGAGGCUAGAAAUGUCACUUAGGCGACGUGAUGUGGAGCAGUGGAUGAGUCAUCGACGCUUAGCAGAAGACUUGAAAAGGAGAGUGCGACAAGCUGAACGUUACAACUGGGCUGCAACAAGAGGAGUGAAUGAAGAAGUGCUUCUAGAAAAUUUGCCUGAAGACCUUCAGCGGGACAUUAGACGCCAUCUCUUUAAAUUUGUAAAGAAAGUUAGAAUUUUUGCCUUGAUGGACGAGCCUAUCUUGGAUGCCAUCUGCGAAAGACUACGACAAAAAACGUACAUCAAAGGAAGCAUAGUUUUGUACAGUGGCGGUUUGGUAGAGAAGAUAGUUUUUAUCGUGCGUGGGAAAUUGGAGAGCAUAGGCGAAGACGGAAAUGUAUCUUUAUCUGAAGGCGAUGCUUGCGGCGAAGAACUUUUGACUUGGUGUCUUGAGCAUACUUCAGCAAACAGAGAUGGCAAAAAAGUAAAAAUCCCAAGACAGAGGUUAGUUAGCAAUAGAACAGUUACUUGCUUAACAAAUGUGGAGGCUUUUUCUCUCACUGCGGCAGACCUUGAAGAAGUUACAAGCCUUUAUGCACGAUUCUUGAGGAGUCCGCGUGUUCAUGGAGCCAUUAGGUAUGAAUCACCUUAUUGGAGAUGCUUUGCAGCAACGCGCAUUCAGGUUGCAUGGAGGUACAGGAAGAAACGUCUUAGUAGAGCUGACACUUCACAAUCAUAUGAAACAUUAUAUACAUAACUUUUAACAAAAAUGCUCAUUUAUCUUAAAAAUAAGUAACUAAACUAAUCAUUAUGUAUUUGUAUAUAUUUAUAUAUAUUAAUUCAUAUACUUUUUCAGCUAAAUAGUUAAUUAGUCACCGGAUAC
Arachis duranensis is the source of this 2828-nucleotide messenger RNA. RefSeq names its product probable cyclic nucleotide-gated ion channel 20, chloroplastic. The coding region runs from base 402 to 2702 and encodes 766 amino acids. The record is from RefSeq and is a predicted model, not a curated record. Gene Ontology annotation, cellular component: membrane. The transcript has 13 exons. Lineage: Eukaryota; Viridiplantae; Streptophyta; Magnoliopsida; Fabales; Fabaceae. Gene Ontology annotation, molecular function: monoatomic ion channel activity. Gene Ontology annotation, biological process: transmembrane transport; monoatomic ion transport.